Diversispora eburnea is the source of this 2979-nucleotide messenger RNA. Lineage: Eukaryota; Fungi; Glomeromycota; Glomeromycetes; Diversisporales; Diversisporaceae. The record is from the annotation of a GenBank genome assembly.
AUGGAAAUCGAACCUACUACUGAACAGCAUGAAAUUGACGAGGGGCUUUAUUCUCGACAACUUUAUGUACUUGGGCACGAGGCCAUGCGAAAAAUGGGAAGUUCUAAUAUCCUUAUCGUUGGUCUCAAAGGACUUGGGGUUGAAAUUGCAAAAAAUAUCGUACUUGCUGGUGUAAAGAGUGUCACUCUCUAUGAUCCCGAGACAGUCAAAAUAGCUGAUUUAGCGACUCAGUUUUUCCUUUGUGAAGAAGAUAUAGGAAAAUCCCGAGAUUCGGUAACUGCGCCACGAUUGGCAGAACUUAAUCAAUAUGUACCUGUAUCUAUAUUGAAGGGUGAAUUGACAAAUGAUAAAAUAAGGAAUUAUCAAGUUAUUGUACUUACAGAAACUCCAUUGACAAAGCAAUUGGAAAUUAAUGAUUUUACUCAUGCUAAUGGAAUACAUUUUAUUUCAACCGAUGUGCGCGAAAAUUUCGUUAUUUCCGAUGUUACCGGCGAAAAUUCCUUAUCAGGUAUGAUCGCAGCAAUUUCUAAAGAAGAAGAUGGUAUCGUCACUUGCUUAGAUGAUACACGACAUGGUUUGGAAGAUGGGGAAUACGUGACUUUCACCGAGAUAAAGGGUAUGGAAGAAUUGAAUGAUAGUGAACCAAGAAAAAUUAAAAUAAUUGGUCCGUAUUCCUUUAGUAUUGGUGAUACUUCAAAUUUUGGGAAUUAUAUUACUGGAGGAAUUUUCACACAAGUUAAACAACCAAAAACGCUUCCAUUUGUAAAAUCUUUGACAAAACCGGAAUUUUUAGUUUCAGAUUAUGGGAAAUUCAAUCGACCCGGUCAAUUGCAUCUUGGUUUUCAAGCGUUACAAUCAUUUGUUGGAAAACAUGGUUCAUUUCCCCGUCCACAUCAUGAAGGUGAUGCCGAAGAAAUUCUUCAAUUAACUAAAGAUUUUAAUGAGCAAUGUGAGGAAAAGACGGAAAUUGAUGAUAAAAUUAUUAAACAACUUGCUUAUGGUGCUGCCGGUGAUUUGUCACCAAUGGUAGCAGUUAUUGGUGGUUUGGUUGCUCAAGAAGUACUUAAAGCUUGUAGUGGAAAAUUUCAUCCCAUUCAUCAAUUCUUUUAUUUCGAUUCAUUGGAAUCUCUUCCGGAUAAUCUUCCACAAAAUCCGGAAGAAUAUGCUCCAUGUAAUUCUCGAUACGAUGGCCAAAUAGCUGUUUUUGGUAAACAAUUUCAAGAUAAUAUUUCUAAUUUCAGGCAAUUCUUGGUUGGUGCCGGUGCUAUUGGUUGUGAGAUGUUAAAGAAUUGGGCCAUGAUGGGAUUGGGUACUGGUUCUAGAGGAAUUAUUCAUAUUACUGAUAUGGACACAAUUGAAAAGAGUAAUUUAAAUCGACAAUUCUUGUUCCGUCCUCUUGAUGUUGGAAAAUUGAAAUCAGAAUGUGCCGCAUCUGCUAUUGCUAAAAUGAAUCCUCACACUGUAAGCAAAAUCAAUGUAUAUCAAGAUCGUGUUGGUCCUGAAACAGAAAACGUAUUUAAUGAUGAUUUCUUUGAAUCUUUGGAUUGUGUUACUAAUGCUUUAGACAACGUUGAUGCUCGAAAAUACAUGGAUAGACGUUGUGUCUACUUUAGAAAACCUUUAUUAGAAUCAGGAACUUUAGGCACCAAGGGUAACACUCAAGUAGUUAUUCCUUACCUCACGGAAUCUUAUUCAUCAUCACAAGAUCCUCCCGAAAAAUCAAUUCCCAUUUGUACUUUAAAAAAUUUUCCCAAUGCCAUCGAACAUACCAUUCAAUGGGCUCGAGAUUUAUUUGAAGGAUUAUUUAAGAUACCCUCGGAAAAUGUAAAUCUUUACUUAAGUCAACCGAAUUUUGUGGAAUCCACCAUAAAACAAGGUGGUAACGCGAAAGAAGUAUUGGAGAAUAUUUCAAAUAGUCUUGUGGCUGAUAAACCAUAUAGUUUUGACCAUUGCGUUAAAUGGGCACGAUUCAAAUUUGAAGAACAUUAUAAUAAUAAUAUUCAACAAUUGCUUUUUAACUUUCCGAAAGAUUCUAUCACAUCAUCGGGUACACCGUUUUGGUCCGGUCCCAAAAGAGCACCUGACCCAAUUGUUUUUGAUCCUGAAAACGAAAUUCAUUUAGAAUUUAUUAUAACAGCAGCAAAUUUACACGCAUUUAAUUAUGGUGAAUCUAAUAUUGAUUAUGUGAAGAAGAUUUUAAAAGAAGUCAGUGUACCCAAAUUUAUUCCAAAAUCAGGUGUCAAAAUUCAAGUACAAGAGAAUGAAACUAUUCAACAAAAUACUGAUGAAUCUGAAUUACGAAAAAUUGUUCAUUCUUUACCUGAACCAUCAUCAAUUCCUGGAUAUCGAUUAAAUCCUGUUGUAUUUGAAAAAGAUGAUGAUACAAAUUAUCAUAUUGAUUUUAUUACUGCCGCUUCUAAUUUAAGAGCCAUGAAUUAUGGAAUUCAAUGCGCUGAUCGUCAUAAGACCAAAUUUAUUGCUGGAAAGAUUAUACCUGCCAUAGCUACCACUACAGCAUUAAUAACUGGUUUGGUAUGUUUGGAAUUAUAUAAAAUAAUUGGAAAUAAGAAAACAUUGGAAGAUUAUAGAAAUGGAUUUGUAAAUCUUGCUCUACCAUUCUUUGGAUUCUCAGAACCUGUUGCUAUGCCAAAAGCCAAGUAUCAUGAAAGUGAAUGGAGUUUGUGGGAUCGUUUCGAUAUUGAAGGAGAUCUUACCCUUCAAGAAUUUUUGAAUUAUUUCGCAAACAAUCAUGAGUUAGAAGUGACAAUGUUGUCAUGUGGAGUUUCCAUGUUAUAUUCAUUCUUUUUACAAGGAAAGAGAAGAGAAGAACGUAAAAACAUGAAAUUAUCUCAGUUAGUAGAAACGGUUUCCAAAAAACCAAUUCCACCGCAUGUCAAAGCACUCACUUUAGAAAUGUGUGUAAAUGAUCGUAAUGGAGAAGAUGUUGAGGUUCCAUAUGUACGCCUUGUUAUCAGAUAA